GAGGGAGGAAUGCAGUCGAGCAGACUCGCGCACACAUACACACGCACGCGCGCGCAGGAGCAGCAGUAGCAACAGCGGCGACUCACUGGAUUUACACAAAAACAUUUCACUUAAAUACACAAAUGCCGGCACGCAGAACGCUUAGGUUUUAUGUAACUACGCAUGGAUCGUAUAAAAAGGCGUUUGUGAAGAAGUAUUUGUGAACGUGAUCCAGUUUUAAACGGUUUUAGCGUCUUUGUACAGCUUCCGAUUUCUGAGGUAACCAUAGAUAUCGAAGACACAGGAGCGCUUUAAUUUUAUUUAACGUUACUCGCACUCGCCGAGGAUCGCGGUAAAUCCUCAAAUUUGAUUUUUAAACAUUUUGAGAGGAUUUCUGUCAAGAAACGCUGAGCAAGGGAUCAAAUCCAGUCAAGAGACGGAUCCAGUCAACCUCGGGCAGCCGGAGUGGAAGUGUUUCCCAGACUCUUGCACUGUGACUGCGGCGCAGCAGCCCGAGAGAUGCCACAUGCUGUCAAAUCUCACUUCUUUGUGUGCUCCGCUGCCUGCUUUUUUAAACUCUGAUUGGUGGAGGGUCUCGCCGAAACGAUUGCAAAACCCACCCUAUCAAAACGGAGAAAGAUGUGCUGGCGCAGUCAGUUGUUGAUUAACCCCUCGUGCCUCCGGGCUGAACUGCAGCCAUCCAUGAGCUCUCCGAAUGAAAUUGGCUAAAGUCACUACAGCUGAUGGCGCCAACGAUCACCUCUACUGCCUGCUAGGUUGAGGAGAUUUGGGGUACCUCGUAGACCCCUAGAUUCCUCCGAUGAACCCCAUCAACUCCAUGAAACCUGCCCUGCCUCCAACGCCACACAGUGACGCCUCAUACCCAUAUGAUUCUGUCCCCUGGCAGCAAGGCCCCAAUCAGCCUGCCGGCUCCCUCUCUGUGGUAACCACAGUGUGGGGGGUAACCAAUCCUUCACCCAGCCAGGUUUUUGGUGCUCCCAUGGGUCCAGGCGGAAACUCAGGCGGUGGUCACAUGAUGCCUGGCAACAGCCCGGGCAUGAACUCCUCUCAGUUUAUGAGCCAGCAGGGCUACCCAGAGCCCAACAAGGGCUACAUGCAGCAGGGCAUGUAUGGGCGGCCCAGCGGGGGAUACCCAGCAGGGCCUGGAUACGGGGGCAGCUACCCCAAUAACGGAGGGGGUUCCCUCGGGAUGCCGCCACACGGAGUACGCCAGUCCACAGACUUCACCCAGGCGGCCGCCGCCGCUGCCGUGGCUGCAGCCGCUGCCACCGCAACGGCCACUGCCACAGCAACAGUUGCCGCUAUACAGGAGAAGCAAAACCAGGAGAUGAACUACGGGCCUAUGGGUGGCGCUUCCUCUUACAACACCCAGUUCCUGUCACACUCCGGACCCCGUGGCCCACCCGGUAUGGCCCCCUCAGGAAUGGUCGGCUCCAGACCCCCUUCCAUGGGACCCAUGUACGCGCAACAGGGCCAGAGGUUGCCCCAGCAUCCGGUGUAUCAGGGAGGCCAGCAGGUUCCUCAACGACACCCGCAGGGACUGAAACGCCCCUAUAACGCCGAUGGAUUUCCGGGUCAGCAGUAUGGUCCUGGGAUGGGUGCUGGGGGCCCUUACCCAGGCCAGCCCAUGCAGUACGGUCCUGGGCCACAGCGGUCUGCGCCGUCUCCAUCUUACCCAACCCACAGAAUGCCCAUCCAGCAACCCAAUAUGGGCCAGUAUCCUGCAGGACCAGGAAACCCUGGCCAGUACUACAAGGCGGACCAGUUUAAUGGACAGGGCAACAGCCACACCAGUCUAUCAUCUGGAGUGACAGGAUCUGGCUACAACACCUUCAGCCAGGCCGCUGUCAAUGGGCCUGGACGCUCGAUGCCUGGAUACCCCAGCUCCCCCCUCCCGGGAAAUCCCACUCCUCCUAUGACCCCUGGCAGUUCUAUGCCGUACAUGUCCCCCGGCCAAGAUGUGAAAUCGCCCUUCCUCCAUGAUGUCAAACCUAACAUCAACUCUCUGCAGCCCCCUACAGGGAACCCCAGUGAUGACCUGCGUCUGACUUUUCCCGUACGGGACGGUGUCGUGUUGGAGCCCUUCCGACUGGAGCACAACUUAGCCGUCAGCAACCACGUCUUCCAGCUGCGAGACUCCGUCUACAAGACCCUCAUGAUGAGGCCAGACCUGGAGCUUCAAUUUAAGUGCUAUCAUCACGAAGACAGGCAGAUGAACACCAAUUGGCCGGCGUCGGUGCAGGUGAGCGUCAACGCCACGCCUCUCACCAUUGAGCGCGGGGAUAACAAGACCUCCCACAAACCCUUGUACCUGAAGCAAGUCUGUCAGCCGGGACGCAACACCAUACAGAUAACGGUCACGGCCUGCUGCUGUUCUCAUCUGUUUGUACUGCAGCUGGUUCACAGGCCGUCCGUGCGCUCCGUUCUUCAGGGUCUGAUGAAGAAAAGGCUCCUGCCAGCGGAGCACUGUGUCACUAAGAUUAAGAGGAACUUCAGUAGCGGUACCAUCCCGGGAACUCCCGGGCUCAACGGCGAGGACGGCGUGGAACAGACGGCCAUCAAAGUCUCGCUCAAGUGUCCAAUCACCUUUCGCCGUAUCCAGCUUCCUGCCAGGGGCCAUGACUGCAGACACAUACAGUGCUUUGAUCUGGAGUCCUACCUGCAGCUAAACUGUGAAAGGGGAACUUGGCGUUGUCCUGUGUGCAAUAAGACCGCUCUUCUGGAAGGGCUAGAAGUGGAUCAGUACAUGCUGGGCAUUCUUAUAUACAUCCAGAAUUCGGACUAUGAAGAGAUCACCAUUGAUCCAGUAUGCAGCUGGAAACCAGUCCCGGUGAAACCAGACCUGCAUAUUAAAGAGGAUCCAGACGGCCCUGCCCUGAAACGCUGUCGCACCCUUAGUCCUAGUCACAUGAUCCUGCCCAGCGUAAUGGAAAUGAUUGCAGCGUUGGGCCCGGCCUCCUCGCCCUACCAGUCUUUACCACAAGGUGGAAGUAGCAGCACGCCUGAUUAUCCCAACCAAGGUGGUUCAGGAUAUUCCAACCAGUCAGGCUUUUCGGACUUUCCCAAUGCUCCCGGCACCCCGACCCUGGGGGAAUUUGCCUCCGGACCGCCCCCUCUUUCCUACCAGUCUGACCUACCUAGCGGUCUGCUCACCCCUGAAAAACCUGUGGGACACCCAAUGUCAGGACAGAUGCCCCAUUCUAGUCGAAUGGACCCUUCCCACAAUCCCCUCCAACAGCAACAACAACAGCAGCAGCAUCAAGGUCUUCAUGGUAACCCCAACAUGGGUGGCCCCGGAGGACCCAUGCAUUCCCGCAACCCCUCCCAGAACACCCGGAUGCACGCAGAUAGUUUUGGGCUGGGGGGACCCGGAGACGUUCCUGAGCCUCCACUUGAUCUUCUCCCAGAACUGACGAACCCAGAUGAGUUGCUGUCCUACUUGGGUCCGCCCGACCUUCCUAACAACAGCAGCGAUGACCUGCUCUCUCUGUUCGAGAGCAACUGAGCCCCAUCCCGUUCAUUCCUCCGCCCUGCGUCACCGUCCAACCGACAGCCUCCCCCUGCACGCUCUCGGCCCACCGCAGGGAGGUUUGGGAAGUGUAACAGAUAGCCAAUUGCGCCCUUUCCUUUUGAGACUCAUGGGAAGGCGCAACAGAGAUCUUUUUUUCCUGUGACAAUGUUACCGUUCGUCUGCUUCGCUGAACUCUGUCAAGAUUUUAUUGUGAAUUCAUUUCGGAAAAAGUUCCUUUCUUACGAGCUGCGCUCUCGGAUCAUUUGUAGAAAGACGCCUCAUCUCGCAUCUGACUCGGUGUGUGUGGUGUAAAUGACAUUGUGUGGUUUGGGGGGUGGGACGGGUCCGGACAUCAUUCGUUUUUUCAUUGCAGCUCCUGUUUUAAAUCUAAAUUAGACAAAAAAAGAAUAUGGGCGGAGCCAAAGCGUUUUACUUCUGAUGUGACACAAUUCAGAAAUAGUUUUAAUAAUGCAUACUGUAAAUCACAACUUCUUUCAUAAACAGGAAGGCUUUUUUGCCCAAAGAUAGCUCCAUGUAACAUUUAUUUUACUUGAAGGAAAACUCAAGUGUAGCCUUUUUCCUAAAAACAUGCUGAUGGAGGCAAUCACAAUGUGCUAGACAGUAGCAUUAAAAAAACAUUUAUUGCACACUUGGAUGUUUCGAUACUGUUUUGCCUACAGAUACAUACAAUAAAAGGCAAUGAAUCUGUUUUAGGUAACACACACAUGCACACCUUUAGUCACCCUUAGUGUGUGUUUUGGCACAAAAACAAACUUUUAUACCACACCCUGCUUUCAAAAACCUGUCUGUUCCCCCUGACUAAGUUUUUUUUAUAAAGUCUUCCUCCUUGUGGAUUUCGGGUCACAAGGUCUAUGGAUUUCUACAAUGCCAUUCGAACCCCUCACUAAAUAUGCAAGUGAGAGACUUUGGGCUGCUAUAUGGUGUAAAAAGAAAUGCGACCGCAUUUCGUACAGAAAUCGUACAGAGAGUGCAGGCAGCCCUGUAGCAACUUGUAGACAGGUUAUUAAACACACAAACGCACACAACUUUGGCGCAAAUCUUCCCAUAGUUUUUGCUCGGACAGAUCUGGGUGGGUAGCUAACAGGAAACGGACUGACUUUAUACCUGCAAACAUUGGUAUACAUUGGGAUUCAUGUGAAAUAUGUACAGAUAUAGUAUUAUUAUUGUUGCAGAUGUGAACUUUCUCUUAACCCCAUAAUAAUAUGAAAAAAAUGAACAUUUUAAACACUAUGACAAGAGCUGGUGUCAGACAUGCUGUUUAUUCCCCCGUUCGUUCUCAUUCAAUACUCAUGUUCUCGAUGGAUGAAGAUGAGUCUGCUGUCGUGUCUUGUCUCAUUUUAUUUAUCAUCACUCUUUGGGCACUGUUAGCAAAGUGCAGUUUGUAUAUUAACAAUACAGGGAGCACCGGGAGUUGUUGGGUAUGUGCUUAUGUUUUUCCUUUUAAAGUCAUUUGUGUAUCAUACAAUUUUAUCUUUUGAUUAUAUAAUAAUUGUUAUUAUAAUUAUAAAGACAAUUGAUGGGCCUGUAUGCAUCUCUCUGUCUCUCUUCUGUGUUAACUAGCAGAGUUUAUGAAUUUGUUAGAAAGAGAAAAACAUCAUGAAAUCAUCAUCUAAAAUCUAUGACCAUGGGAAACUUGGAGACCUGCAUCAUGUCGCGUUCACUUGUUGAUCAAACUGUUGGAAAAGAUGUUUGACUGUCACGUGUUGGUGGAUCAUUACGUUCUAUCAAUUGAAUUAAAACAUGUACAAUUGAAAUCGAUUUGUUUUUCUAAGGAUGUGAAAUAUUUCCAUUAUGUUUUGUAAGUAAAGACUUAAGCCCCA
Misgurnus anguillicaudatus (oriental weatherfish) is the source of this 5352-nucleotide messenger RNA. NCBI's taxonomy places the organism in Eukaryota, Metazoa, Chordata, Actinopteri, Cypriniformes, Cobitidae. The record is from RefSeq and is a predicted model, not a curated record.